AUGGAUCUUAAAGCACAAAAGGCGCAGAGACGAGUACUAAGGACUGCAUUUACCUUAGUCGCAAAUAAGAUAGAAAAUGAGCUUAAGAAUGAUGUAGUAGAUUUAGGAAAGAUUUCGUUGCUACAAGUGCAAUUGAAAGAUAAAUAUUUAAGAUUAGAAGCUGUGCAAGAAGCAGUGUCUGGAGCUUUGCUACAGUUAGAAGAUGAUGGAAGAGAGUUCGAGGCUGAUUUCACUGAGGCAGAAGGCUACCGUGAAAGGUAUUUAGAAUACUACUCUCUCAUCGAUAAGAAGUUGAAAGAGACUGUUAUUUCUGAAGUACCAGACACACCAAGAAAGUUCAAGUUACCCAAGCUCGAACUGAGGAAAUUUGAUGGAGACCCAAAGGAGUUCCUUUCGUUUUGGAGCCAGUUCCAAAAAAUUCACGACGACCAGGACAUCCCUGACGAAGACAAGAUGCAGUAUCUUGUGGCUUCUGUCGAACCCAAGUCAAAGGCGGAGAGACUCAUUCUUAGUUUUCCGGCUACUGCAGCGAAUUAUCCUAAGGCAGUGGCGCAAUUGAAAGAGCGGUUUGGAAGAGAAGAUCUGCUCGUCCAAAUUUAUGUUCGGGAUCUUCUGACAAUGGUUAUGAAGAAUGCUGUGUCCAGUAGAGCGAAAACAGACCUUUCAAGACUAUAUGACGAGUUGGAGGGAAAGCUGAGAGCCCUGGAGAGCCUAGGACGAACAAAGGAAAAGUUCGGCGAUUUCCUAGCCCCCCUGGUUGAGAGCUGCCUGCCCGAAGAAGUGCUUAAGACGUGGGAACGCAACAGAAAUCACCACGAAUUAUGCGACAACACCGCCGAAAAGAACACUCGCUCCUUAGAGAAUCUCAUGACUUUUCUCCGUCAAGAGGUGCAGGGUGAAGAGAUGGUUGUGUUAGCAAGAACUGGAUUUGCAGCGAAUCAAAUUACCCGUAAAAAAGAAUAUGUUGCUGCCCCUCUAAACGAGAUUAGUGGAGAUAUGGCUACUACCGCAGCCCUGGUAAGCUUAAAAUCCACUGACAAUAAAGUUGUCUGUAUUUUUUGUGAUAAACCCCAUCCCAGCCAUAAAUGUUUUUCAGCAAAGAAAAUAUCUCUUAAUGAAAAGUUAAAAAUAUUGUCUAAAAAGGGAGCCUGCUAUUCAUGUUUAACUAAAUCAAAUCAUAUCAGUAGGCAGUGUGACUUAAAAUCUAAACUGAAGUGUAAUUUCUGCUCUUUAUCUCAUUAUGAUAUUAUGUGUAGUAAAAAACCUGAUAAAUCUCCAAGUGUUAAAAAUUCUCCUUCCACUAUUACUCUUUCUAAUCAAUGUAGCAGAAAUCGAACAGUUUAUUUGCAGACUCUCUGCGUAAUUGCGCGAGGUCAAGGUCGAGAAAAACGCGUAAGAAUUCUUUUAGAUUCAGCUAGCCAGUAUUCUCACGUGAGUGAAAGAUUAAUUGCGCACUUGGGAUUAAUACCACAUAGAUAUGAAAACGUAAUUCACUCCCUGUUUGGAGGAACGCAAACGAAGCCUAAGCAACAUGGAGUUUAUUCUAUCGAGCUGUCAGCUUUGAAUAGAGAUUACUCUUGUUGUUUAGAAGUUCUUUCGGAGGAAAAGAUGUGCAACAGUGUCCCGAAAAUAACAGAUCAGCGAAUUCUUAACAAUUUAAGAGAACUGAACAUAGAGUUUUCAGAUCCAUUCAGCGAAGAUUUAGAGAUCGAUGUGUUAGUGGGUUCGAAUGUGUUAGGUCGCAUUUUACUGAAGAAAUGUUGUGAAUUAGAUUCCGGUUUAUCUGUGGUUGAGACUAAACUGGGAAAUACAAUUAUAGGAAUGCAGAAUGAAGUGUGUCAUAUUGAUAGAAAUGUUAUGACAACACUUGCAAUGUAUGUAAGAAGUAUUAAAUUAACUGAUCUCUGGGAUCUCGAAAAUUUAGGCAUCUCAAAUCCAACACUAGGGGAAAGCAAACACAAUUCUUAUGAAGAAGCUUUAAAUGAUUUUCAGCAGAAGUUAACUAUUCUUCCUAACGGAAGGUACGAGUUACAGCUUCCGUGGAAAUAUGAUCCAGCUAAUUUACCUGAUAAUAAAGGUUUAACUUGGGUUAGACAUGAGAAAGUGAUCAAACGGGCUGCAAGUAAUGGCUUUCUCAGAGAGUAUCAAAAGGUUUUCGAGGAUUGGGAAAAUUUGGGGAUUAUUGAAAGUGUACCAGAAAAGGAAGUAAAAGCAAUUAAAUGUCAUUAUUUGGCGCAUAGGCCCGUAAUAAAACUGCAAAGUGAAACCACAAAGUAUCGUCCCUGUUUUGACGGGUCGGCUUGUGAAAGGGGUAAACCAUCAUUAAACCAAUGUUUAUAUAAAGGUAUAAAUCUUUUAGAAGUAAUACCCGAUAUUUUAGAUAGGUUUAGACUCUAUCCUAUAGGAUUAAGUGCAGAUAUAGAGAAAGCUUUUUUAAUGUUAUCAGUACAUCCAAAAGAUAGAGAUUAUCUUAGAUUUUUUUACCCUAGUAAAGAGGGAGAAUUGGUGUAUAGACAUUGUCGAAUUGUUUUUGGUUUAAAUUCUUCUCCUUUCCUAUUAAACGCAUCCAUAAAGCAUCUAUUAGAUAACGCCCCACUUGAAUACUAUGAUGUUGUAGAGAAAUUAAAAUGUUCAUUUUAUGUUGACAAUUGUUUAUCUGGUGUACAUAAUGUAAAGGAGGAAGAAAAUUUCAUUGAUACUGCUAAAAAGGUAUUGUCAAAAGGUUGUUUUAACUUACGAGGUUGGCAAAGCAAUGUAGCUUGUAAAUAUGUUUCUCAACAUACAGGAGAUGCGUCAGUUUUAGGCAUGUUAUGGAAUUUAGACGAAGAUACCUUGAGAUUUACUGUGCCUCGAUAUAUUGCCAUAAAUGGAACUUCUGAAAUCCAUGUUUUUGUUGAUGCAUCUAAAAGCUCAUAUGGUGCAUGUGUAUUUGUUCGAACUGUUGUAGAAAAUGAUGUAAAAGUUUCACUUUUACGUUCUAAGACUAGAGUAGCCCCCUUGAAAUCUCUUACCAUUCCUAGAUUAGAAUUAAUGGCCUGUUGCAUUGGAGCUAGACUUGCAAAUUCAAUUGUCCGUGCUUUACAUCUACCAGAAAUAAAAGUAACUUACUGGACCGAUUCAGAAGUGGCUCUUUGGUGGAUAAGAGAGCAAGGAAAUUGGUCUGUGUUUGUGGCCAAUCGGGUAAAAGAAAUAAGGGAACUUACCAAAUUUCAGUCAUGGAGGCAUGUUCCAGGUAAUAUGAAUAUAGCAGAUUUGUUAUCACGAGGUUGUACCCCCAAACAGAUGUUAGAUUCUAAAUGGUGGGAGGGACCUCAAUGGUUAAAAAAAAGUAGAGAACAGUGGCCUGCCAGUGAAAUUAAUUGUGAACCUAAGGAUGUUAUUUUGGAAAAAAGGAAGUCUGAAUUAGUUAAUGUAAAUAUUUCUGAGGAAGUGGUCCCGUGGUAUGCUGUACGAUUUUCCAAAUACAAUUCAAUAGUUCGUUUAAUGGGUUGGAUUUUAAGAUUCAUCAAUAAUUCUAGGGUUCCUGUUGAGGAAAGAAAACUUUCCAAACUAUCGUCGGACGAUAUAGAAAAGGCUGAAAAGGUGUUAAUUCGGUUAGUGCAAGGUAAAAUGUUUCCUAAUUUGAAGUCGAUACCCAUUGUAAAUGUCUUUAAAGACAAUGAGGGAAUCCUUAGAGUUAAAACUAAAAUAACCGAGAGAAAAGAUGAUCCAAAUUUUAUUGCUCCUAUUUUGAUGCCUAGUAAAUGCCUUUUAACCACAAGAUUAAUUGAAUAUUAUCAUUUAAAAAACUGUCACGCUGGGGUUCAAAUUCUUACGUCUAUACUGCGUGAAAAAUUCUGGAUAAUGAAAACGCGAAAAACGGUUAGGGAAGUAGUUAUGAAGUGUGUGCCUUGUAGUCGAUAUAGCUCAAACUCUCCUAUGAGUGAUCCGGUGAGUCUGCCUGCAGAUCGUGUUAAAGAUGCUAACGCGUUCGACAUCACAGGUAUUGAUUUGGCAGGACCUCUUUUUACUAGAGAUGGAGGUAAGGUGUGGAUAGUACUUUAUACCUGUGCCAUUUAUCGGGCGAUACAUCUAGAGCUAGUAAGUUCAUUGUCCACUGAGUGUUUCAUGCUUUCUUUAAGACGGUUUAUAGCACGUCGUACUAGACCAGAAACUAUAUAUACAGAUAACGGAACUAAUUUUGUUGGCACCAAUAGUGAAUUGAAAAAUCUAGAUUGGGAUGGGAUAAUGCGAGAGACCGACAUUAAACCUAUUAAAUGGAAGUUCAAUCCUCCAACUGCCGCUUGGUGGGGAGGAUGGUGGGAGAGAUUAGUACGAGUAAUUAAAGAAUUAUUGAAGCGUACUUUAGGUAAGGCAAUUUUAAAAUAUGAAGAACUUUUAACUGUUCUGUGUGAUUGUGAAGCGGUGGUGAAUUCUCGUCCAUUAACCUAUAUUUCGGAAGAUCCGAAUGAUUUAAUACCAUUAACGCCAAGUUUGUUUUUAAACGGGAAAUCUUCAUAUGAUACCAUAGAUUUAGAUUUAAGUGAAUUCUCUAAGUUUCAGAAAAGAAUAAGGUAUCGUAGAAAACUGAUCCAUGAUUUUAGAUCACGUUUCAGGAAAGAAUAUCUUGGUCAACUACGUCAAAAACGCCCAGGAAAGUCUGGUCAUGAUUUCAAAGUUGGUGAAGUCGUGAUGAUUGAAGAACCAUCCAAAAAGCGCGUGUAUUGGCCUUUAGGAAAAGUAAUAAGUCUGCUUCCAGGUAGGGAUGGUAAAGGCCGUACCUUGAAAUUAAAACUUAAGAACUCUGAACUGAUUCGUCCAAUUCAAAGAGUUUAUCCACUCGAAGUACCGUUUAUAAAUAAUGAAAUUGUAAAAAUUGAUGGCGUUCCGACAUCUAGUGUUAAAGAAAAUGAAUUAACCAGUAAUGCAGUCAUAAGAAAUAGAAUCACUAAAUCAGGUAGAUUAGUUAAAAUACCUGAAAGACUUGGAUUAUUUAAUGAGGUUUUACAUGCUUUUGAGUGA
This is a messenger RNA of Argiope bruennichi, 5001 nucleotides long. RefSeq lists its product as uncharacterized. Gene Ontology annotation, molecular function: nucleic acid binding. The transcript has 2 exons. Gene Ontology annotation, biological process: DNA integration. Lineage: Eukaryota; Metazoa; Arthropoda; Arachnida; Araneae; Araneidae. The coding region runs from base 1 to 5001 and encodes 1666 amino acids. The record is from RefSeq and is a predicted model, not a curated record.